AUGACAUCAACUCAUUAACCUUUUAGUGCAUGUUUGAUAUCACGGUUAAUUUGUCAAAAUCUUGGUAUCAAACAUGCGCUCACUAGUCCGCUAGCUAUGAGGUGCUCCCUAGCUGCCAUAUUCCUCCAAUACAAAUUCAACAUAACAUUCUGUGUGUAUAUACAGUUUUCGACUUUUAUAGUUUCUUUUUUCUCUUAUCGGUCACACACAUUCAAAUUGUUUUUUAUGCAAUGUCAGAUUCUAUGUCUAAUUUUUGUGUGUCUAGACAACACAACUCUUCAACAUUUUAAAGAAAUAAUUGAAAAAACUUUGUAAGAUAUUGUCAUACAUGUCGAGUUCAAAGUGUAAAUUCGAGUCCUUUGUUACAUGACACAACAAUGUUGCCAAGUUUUUAUCGACUUCGAACUUGAUAUUCAAAUAUUUUAUUCCAGCAUCUUCUAUGUUCCUUUGCAUGCUGUCUUGUAAAAAUCGAGUGAUAAUAUCAUAGCUUCAUAAUUUUUUAUUUUAUUCCUAUGCCGACAUAUAAACCUGUUUUUGACAAUUAUUAUGUUGUUGUAACAUGUGCAAAGAAACAAAACCAACCGAGUCUUUUCCAUAAAAAGUAAUAAACCGUGGUUAUACUGACACAGUUACACUUUUACACUAUGGGAAAAUCUAGUACUUUGGUUCAUUCUUCUAGAUUUUUUCUUCUUCUUCUUCUUCUUCUUCUCAAUGUCACUGUUUCUGAAGCAUCCCCAACAGAAGAAUCAGUGUACACCUCAUUUCUUGAGUGUUUAACAAACCACACAAACCCUUCAGACCAAGUCUCCAACAUACUCUUUUCUCAAACCAAUGUUUCUUUUUCUUCUAUUCUCCAAGCAUAUAUUCGUAAUGCUCGAUUAAACAAAACUUCAACACCAAAACCCUUACUAAUCAUUACUCCUCUGCAACAAUCCCAUGUUCAAGCUACCAUACUUUGUGCCAAAGCCAUUAAAAUUCAACUCAAAGUAAGGAGUGGUGGCCAUGACUUUGAAGGUAUCUCAUAUGUCUCUAACCAACCCUUCAUUAUUCUUGACAUGUUUCAGUUCAGGAACAUCACUGUUGACAUACAAAAUGAGGUUGCUGUGGUUCAGUCUGGUGCUAUACUUGGUGAGGUUUAUUAUAGGAUAUGGGAGAAGAGUAAAGUUCAUGGCUUUCCUGCUGGGGUUUGUAUUACUGUUGGUGUUGGUGGUCACUUGAGUGGUGGAGGGUAUGGUAACAUGAUGAGAAAAUUUGGGUUGUCUAUUGAUAAUGUUGUUGAUGCUGAAAUUGUUGAUGUUAAUGGUAGGAUUCUUGAUAGGAAAUCAAUGGGUGAAGAACUUUUUUGGGCUAUUAGAGGAGGUGGAGGAGCAAGUUUUGGAGUUAUUUUAUCAUACAGUAUUAAAUUGGUUCAAGUACCUGAAGUUGUUACUGUUUUUCGUGUUGAGGAGAGUUUGGAUAGUUUGGAUCAGAAUAUCACUGAGUUUGUGUUGCAGUGGCAGAAUGUUGCGCCGCGUACCGAUGAUAGGCUUUUCAUGAGGCUGCAUAUUCAGCCUGCGAGUUCUAAGGUUGUAAAAGGGGAGAUAACUGUUAGAGUGUCAGUUAUGGCUUUGUUUCUUGGAGGUGCUGAUGAACUUGUUACACUUCUAGGGAAGGAGUUUCCCUCUCUUGGUUUGAAGAAAGAAAAUUGUUCUGAAAUGAGUUGGAUUGGUUCUGCGCUUUGGUGGGGUAUUAGUAGCAACUCAAAACCAGAUGAGCUUCUAGACAGGAAUAUUGAUUCGGCAAAAUUUCUCAAGAGGAAAUCUGAUUAUGUGGAGAAUCCAAUUUCAAAAGAUGGGUUGGAAGGGAUAUAUAAGAAGCUGAUUGAAUUGGGAAAAGUAGGAUUGACUUUCAACCCUUACGGUGGAAAAAUGAACUCGAUAGCAUCUAAUGCUACCGCGUUUCCUCACCGUGCAGGGAAUCUGUUCAAGAUUCAGUAUUCGGUGAAUUGGGAUAAGCCUGGAAUUGAUAUAGAAAAUAAUUUUACAAAUCAGGCUAGAAUGCUGUAUGAUUACAUGACACCUUUUGUUUCCAAUAAUCCAAGAAGAGCCUUUUUAAAUUAUAGGGACCUUGAUAUUGGUACUAAUGAUUUUGGAAAUAAUAGUUAUGAACAAGGAGUUGUUUAUGGAAUGAAGUAUUUCAGUAGCAAUUUUGAGAGGUUGGUUAAGAUCAAGACUGCAGUAGAUCCAGAAAACUUCUUCAGGAAUGAACAAAGUAUUCCAACUCACCCUGGUUCCGACUCCGGUGCCAGUACCUCUAGUGCCGACAAAGUGUUACUUUCCAGCAUGCGUGGAAAACUUAUGGUAAAGGUGGUAAUUGUAUGGUUUCUCAUGCUUGAAUUGUUCAUCUGAUUACUGUAAUUAUACACGGAUUUAGAUUAACUAUCCUAUAAAGAAUAUUCACUCUACUGUUUAUUUGCUUAAAACUUUAGUGUCCAUGUAAAGGAAAUUGUAAUUGAAAAUUGGUAAGCUACUGUCAGUAGAUCAGUAAGUAGUAACAAUCACAUUGGCAAGUGGUUUCAGAUGAGGAAGGAAAGAAAUACAACGAAUUUCAUACAAAAGUAAUUCCUCUAUAUAUAAUAGUACUGGCUUACAUA
Molecule: messenger RNA, 2632 nt
Organism: Medicago truncatula (barrel medic)
Lineage: Eukaryota; Viridiplantae; Streptophyta; Magnoliopsida; Fabales; Fabaceae
Product: berberine bridge enzyme-like 21
Exons: 2
Coding region: 645-2387 (580 amino acids)
Molecular function (GO): FAD binding; oxidoreductase activity
Source: RefSeq, a predicted model, not a curated record